Messenger RNA from Meloidogyne enterolobii, 933 nucleotides. The record is from the annotation of a GenBank genome assembly. NCBI's taxonomy places the organism in Eukaryota, Metazoa, Nematoda, Chromadorea, Rhabditida, Meloidogynidae.
AUGGAUCGUCAACGGAUUGCAGGCUUGGGUCUUGGCGGUGCUAUGGGUGCAGGCCUUUCUGCAACUCCACAUGAUUCAAAUCAAGUGGAUACAUCUGAGACUGUAUACAUAAGCUCUUUAGCGUUGCUUAAGAUGUUGAAACAUGGACGGGCUGGAGUUAUGGGUUUAAUGCUCGGAGAUUUUGUUGACGAUUAUACUGUUAACGUUAUUGAUGUUUUUGCCAUGCCACAAUCUGGAACUGGUGUUUCUGUCGAGGCUGUAGAUCCCGUUUUCCAAGCAAAAAUGAUUGAUAUGUUAAAACAAACUGGCCGUCCAGAAAUGGUUGUUGGUUGGUAUCAUUCUCACCCAGGUUUUGGUUGUUGGCUUUCUGGUGUUGACAUUAACACACAACAGAGUUUCGAGCAAUUGUCUAAUCGUGCGGUUGCUGUUGUGGUUGAUCCGAUACAGUCCGUUAAGGGAAAGGUUGUAAUUGACGCAUUUCGUACAAUUUCUCCACAAACUGUCGCUUUACAACAAGAACCUAGACAAACAACUUGCAAUAUUGGACAUUUGCAAAAACCUUCAAUUCAGGCACUUAUUCAUGGACUAAACCGUCAUUAUUAUUCUAUACCAAUUGCUUAUCGGACAACAGAGAAUGAACAACAGAUGUUAUUGAAUUUAAAUAAACGAAGUUGGAUGGAUUCAAUGAUGUUGGAGAAAUAUACUGUUCAUUGUUCUACAAAUCAAACAUCCGUUGAACAACUUUUAAAAUUGGCAAAAUUAUAUAAAAAAUCAAUCGAAGAAGAAGCUAAGAUGACUGAGGAACAAAUUGCGAUAAAAAAUGUUGGUAAACAAGACCCUAAACGACAUUUGGGUGACACUGUUGACAAAAUGUUAGCUGACAAUUUGGUUCAAGGCUCUGCAGCGAUGCUAGAUGUUUCUGUUUUUCAAUAA